AUGAAGCGGGCACUCCCCCUCGGCGAGCUUCCAACGUCUGCUUGCUUCGACCUCUCGAGUAUCUACACUGGCUACCUGGUCUCGUCUGAAUCCUGCCAGUGCCCCGCGACAUCCAUCCCGCGGGGCUUCUCGGAGGGCUCGGAGUCGGUGGAGCGGCCAGGCGGCGUGGUGCGGCUGUCAGCCACGCGCGCCCCAGGCGUGCGGACCCACGCCGAGAUGAGCGCGGGCCGCUCCGCCGACUCGCCCAGCACGGGCUCCACGCUGUCGGCGGCAGCGGCAGCCGCGGGUGGCGCCACCAGCAGCGCCAAGGCCGACGCCUCGGGCGCCGCGUCACCACCCGCCGCCGCCGCACCAGCAGCGGCAGCAUCCGCCGAGGGGGCCGCUCCGCCAGCCGUCGGCGCCGCCGCAGCGGCCGCACCAGCUGGCUCCGCGGCCGCGAUCGGCAGCCGCGCGGACCGCCGCCUCGACGAGGACGGCGGCCUCGCGCACACCGAGCCCCAUCCCACGUGCGAGGUGCGCGCGGCCGAGGGCGCGGAGCCCGCGCUGGAGCUGGCGGUCACGCCGCCGGGGGCGCUCCUUGGCUGCAUCGUGGCAGCAGGCCUUCUGCGCCUCGUGGGCCCGCCGCUCAGCGUGGUGCCGCUGCGCGCCCCCAGGGGGGCCCACCUCGCGGUGCGGGGCGGUGGCGCCGCCGUGGCCGCAGGAGGGGGGUGCGUGGUGGCAGUACACCACGAAGGAGUACGCCCUGGCGAAGGCGACUCCGGUGGCGCACGGGCAUCAGGUACAGCUGCUGGUGACAGAUGGCCCGUUCGCAGGCACCCGGAACCCGAUGUAUUUGGGCAUGAUGUCAAUGUUUUGGGGCCUCACUUCCUCGACAACACCUGGUGGGGCCACGUCCUGUCGGUCCCGUGGGCGGCCUACGUGUGCGGCUACGUGGUCCCGCUCGAGGAGGCCUAUCCGGCGUGCCUCGCGGCCCUCCGCAAGGGGGCGACGAGGGCCCCGGCCGCAGGUGCGGCCAGCCACGGGGACAUCCCAGGGCAAGCCGCAGCCGCGAUAUACUUCGUGGACAGCGCUACCGACAAGGUCAGCAGCGCGACCGACAAGGUCAGCAGCGCUACCGACAAGGUCAGCAAUACUACCGACAAGGUCAGCGGCAUCCUCAUAGAGGACAUAUUUCAGUAUCCGAUCAUCGACGGCUCACGGCUUGGUGGGAACGCUUCGCUCUCGAAGUGGAAGACCAUCUUAGACGAGAGCUACAUUACACCUGGUAAAGUAUACGGAUAUCCGAUCACUCACACUCGGUCAAGUCUACGACAACCGAUUGACGUACACCCGGUGAAGUUCAAGACAGUCUACAGCCAGUUCAUUGUGAAGUUCAAGAUAGUCUACAGACACCUCAUUGUGAAGUUCAAGAUAGUCUACAGACAUCAUAUUGUGAAGUUCAAGAUAGUAUACAGACAUCAUAUUGUGAAGUUCAAGAUAGUCUACAAUUACCUCAUCGAGAAGUUCAAGAUAGUCUACGGUCUCUCUCUCUUCACUCGUUGGCUUGAAGGCGAGUACGGGCUGCACGAUCAAGACACCGUCGGACUCAAUAUCAACGCAGUUGGACGGAGUUACUUGUUGCUUCAGGGAUGCGACCUCUCUAUCAAGAAGGUCGACGACAUCAAACUCAAGAUCGACGGGGACCUCAGACGGUAUAAUGACAUCAAAGCUAUCAUGACGCGUCUCGCCAAGCAGUCACUGGCUCAGAACAACCCAGAACAGUACGAAGGUUUCUGGGUCGACUCAGAUGAAGAAGAAUACUGGGAUUACUACGGCUACUACGACGACUACGGCCAGUGGCAAUAUUACGAGGAUGACGAGUGGUGGGACGAGGAAGAACAAUAUGACGAACAGUAUCCUCCACCCAGGACCUCAGCAGCAGAUGAUGAGGCGUACAAGGGAUCCGGCAAGGGCAAGAAAGGAAACCCAGGCAACUGCAGCAAGUGCGGCUCUAGAUGGCAUCGAUCUGAAGACUGCCCGGCCGGAGGCAAGAAGGACACCAAGAAAGGCGACGACAACAAAGGGAACGGCAAGAGCAAGUCGGACUCGACCAACGGCAAGGGCAAGUAUCGUGGCGGAAAGAGCCGCGGUCGAGGCAAAGGACGAGGAAAAGGUUACCGUGGCAGAGGCAAAGGCAAAGGCAAGAAGAGCAAGGGCCACUAUGGUGAUGACUACGACGAGGAGUACUACGACGAUGAUUGGGACUGGAGUACCACUUACGGCAGUUGGUAUGCGACGAGAACCAAGACACAGAAUAAGGAUGCGCUGUGGACCUUCAACAAUCGAACAGAAGCCCAUCAUGGUUCAUCCUGGUCUUCACUGCAGACAGUACCCUCCUACAGCCUGGACGACCCGGAGUCACCAGACAUGGGACAAGGCCUGGAUUUCCUCGUCAGAGAAGUUCAGAACUUGUGCUACGAAGAUCAAGCAUCACAGCAGAACAAUCACAACGUGCACGAAGUCAACACGAGCUAUCAUUCUAUCAAAGGCACUAAAAGGUUUGGUCUGCUUUACGAUCCCGGUGCAUCGUCAGGCAUCAUCGGCACGGACACGGCACGGGAAUAUCAGCAGGAGAUUCUCGGCGGCGCAGAGAUCGAAUCCAGACCAACCCGAGCUCAGUUCACGGGCAUCGACGGCAAGCCGACACCCGGCAUCGGCAAGGCAAUCUUACCACUACGCAUCCCAGCCAUGAAGGACGCAACGUUCACGGGAGACAUGAUCGGAGGCAUGGGAAGCUGGUGCCCGGCUCUGAUGCCACUGCCAACCUCGAUCAGAUACAGGGCCAUUAUGUUCUCGGCGAUGUUCGACAACGGUGACGGCAUCCUGGUGAUUUUCCCUGACAAUCGACGACUUGGCAAUCGAGCUACACCAGUGUAUAUCAGGCUCCUGUUGACAGAUUCUCGACACUACAUCAUCCCGACGGACAACCAGCAUAUCCGAGAAGAAGUUGAUCAACAAUAUCUUCAUGGAGUUCUUCUGGAGCAUCUUCAAAUAUUCUGGGACUUCAAACCAUCCCGCUCUGGAGGCAGAUCGGCGGAGUUUCAAGUGGACACAGCACCCGCGGACACUAGCACCGGAGCGAAGUCAUCGGCUUUUUCGGGCAUGAGCAGGGAUGCGACCAACCCAGAAAUUCUGAAGCAGCUGGACCAUCUCAGCAAGAGCAUUGAGAGCAUCAAGGAUCACAUCGGCCAGCCCGCAGCUCACAACACGCACCACUUCUUGAGCACGAAGACAGCAUUCGCUGGACACAGUUGUGGAGACGACAAGCGCACCCAAGACCACCAGUAUCCUACGAGGAAAACGACUAUUACAAGAACACAAAACUUCUGGAAGGUCUGGGGCAUAUUCAAGGGCAGCGGCUUUACUGGUGAUAUGAUCCCAGACGGCCUGAAUCCGGCACAACAAGAACGAAUGCAGAAGAACUACCAGGGUAUCCCAGAGAAGUUCUACACCAAGACGAAACUUACGGUCAUUACCCCCAGAAAUGCGGACAGCUUCCUGAAACAUCUCCAAGAUCACAAGAUCACGAGCGUGGACAUGCAGGAACACUUCUCGGGAAGCAGCACCUUGUCAUUCUGGGCAUGGAAGUGCGAAUUCUCGGCAUUAUUCCCAACAGAUAUGAGAUACGGCUGGAACCUCGGACUGAAGGAACACCAGGACAUCAUUACCAGGUUUCAGAAGGCCAUCCGUAUCCAGGUGAAACUCUACACGCCAGAGUGCACCCCCUGGUCACAGGCGAGUCAGACGGCAGAUCCAGAGAGAAAGGCAGCAAAUCGCUCAGCAGAUCUUCCAGCACUUCAAUGGGUAUCCGACGAAUGCAAGAACGCGAACCUGGACGGCACGGACUACGUCAUAGAGAACCCAGCCAAGAGCGCGAUCUGGGAGGAGUCACCCUUGAAGGAGCUGCAGAGCGACGAGCGCAUGUACAAUAACACCUGCGACCAGUGCCAGCACGGAGCUCAGGACUCAGAAGGCAUACCCAUCCAGAAACGGACGAAGUUCAUGGCAUCCUUUCGCAUGAGGAGAACAGCAAUUCAGUGUCAGUGCGUACGUCCCCAUGCUUGGCUCGUUGGAGGCGCCCAGACAUCGAAGGCCAAGAUCUUUCCAGAGAAGCUGUGCAAGAACAUCUUGAAGGACAUCGGCAAGCGCAUCGAGAUGACACUCAAGGCACCAUUGGACCUUCUUUUCUGGACGUGCGAGAGCAUCAGCAGUGAAUCACCCAAGAAGGAAAUAGUGAUCAAGCCCAAUUUCGACUUGCAGCGCUUCAAACAUCAACUCGAAGAGGCGGCUUCGGAUCAAGCACGACUGGCAUUGCUCCUGGGAUUUCAUCUGAAGUUCUGGCACGCUACUCCGGAUGAGAUGGCGAGACUACUGGCGGCCCUUGGAGUGGAACCGAACAUCAUCAAGCUCUGCCCACAAGUGGUCAAGGAUCUGUGCGAAGGUUGUCGCAAGUAUGCCAUGCCAUUACACCGACCAGCGCUUCGCGCACACAUCACGACGAAGUUCAACGAGCGAGUUCAGGGCGACUUAUUCUUCCUGUGGGAUAUGAUAUGGCUCAUUCUAGUGGAUGAGCACAUCAGAUACAAGGUCAUUGGAGUGAUGAAGGACAAGACGGCCCCAGAGUACCUACGCUGCAUGGGAGAAUGUUGGAUCAGAUUCUUCGGGCCCAUGGAGACAUUCGUAUCGGAUCAGGAAGGAGCUCUAACCUCGGACCUCGUUGGGACGACGCUGGACAGGUACGCGAUCAAACGGGAGUUUGCCGGCACGGACCCCAACAAAGAGGAGAAGAGUACUACUGGAUUGGUGGAAUCUCACAUUCGCAUGACUAAGUCAAUAGCGCUGAAGAACGAGGUGGCCGCCAAGCGAGAGGGCCUUAACAUCUCCAAGGAAACGCUAAUGUACGAGGCGGCGAUGUCGCAGAACUUACUGCUCAACUUCGGAGGAAGCACGCCCGCCAACGCACUUCUCGGCUACACUCCUAGAGACUUUUACGACGAGAACUCGGCGACCACCAUGGCCCAUAAGGGCGCGCUCGAGAUUUCACCCGACACGUUUGAGUCGAACGUACGUAUGCGACUGUUAUCCAAGCAGAAUGUCCUGAAGACGAUCGUUGAAGAACGCCUCGCCAUAGCCAACAAGUCUCGACCACAGAAGCUGGACAUCGAGAGGAUCAAAGUCGGUGACAAAGUGGACUUGUAUCGCACACCGAGCAAGAAGGAUCAAGAGGGUUGGCGAGGACCAUGUGAUUUACUACACCUGAAGAGCACAGGAGCGAUCGUGGUAUGGAAUGGAUAUCCCUACAUCGUUCCACUGCGGCACAUUCGGAUUCAUCAGAGACUAACAGCCUGGACCAACAGCUACGAGCGUCAACAUACAGCAUCUCCACCGUCUAUGUACUUGGUCACGGACUAUACCGACAUGCUUGACAUUGUGGAAGGCACGGUUCCGUUCAAGCCGCAGAUCGUGGGCAUGCUGAUUGGCGCCGACGGCAAGAUGCGAGCCUCAUCCAGUAUGGGAGAGACACCUCCCAAGGUCUGGAGUCUAGCUCAGCAGUGCGCAGAGGACGAGUGGGGAAUCAAGAUCGACGGCAUUGUCUUUGGCAGAUGUGUUCGACGGUUAUAUGCGGUUACUGGAACUACUUUCGGACGACAGGUGAUCUGGGACUGCACGAGACGCGAUCAGUAUGUGACAACGGACAUCAAUCCCAGCAGACAGGUAUUAGACAUCAUCAAUGCCAUUCCGAACAUGAGCGACGUCAAUGCGUGCAGUAUCCUGUUCUAUUCCUUCUCAUCAAUGACAGAAGACGAGGAAACGAAGAAGUACGUCAUCCCCGACUUCUCGGACAUCUCGGCGAUCGAUCCCGACGAUGAGAGCAUGCUAGACCUACCUCUUCAAUGGCCUCUAUCACCUGACCAAGACUCAGAGGACAACCACCGCCACCUGGACCGCCUCCGGCACCAGCAGUGGCAGUACAGCAUCCUGGACAUGGACAUCCUCAAGCAGCAGAAGUACAUCCUGGACCUGGACCUCCUGCACCACCAGCUCCUCCAGCAGCUGGAAUCCGACUCCGACCCGGGCACGAUCAACUACCACUUCCAGCAGGACUGCCACACGGCGGAGGACCACCUCCGGGACCACCACCUGCUCCUGAACGAGCGCGACACGGCAUGGCCGGAUGGAGACGUCAGCAUCAUCGAGGCGGACAGCAAUAUCCCGCCAAGACCACCGUUUCCACCACCAGCUCCGCAGCGAGUUACCUUGCGAGACGACAACAGCUGGAAACGAGAUCGACAGGCACUGGACGAAUCUCAGCAGAGUAUCGAAGUGGAUGACAAGAGCAUGAUCAGUGACGAGCAGUUCGUGCCAGAGUCAGGCUCGGGAGCUCCUCCUCCACCACCGGCGCCGCCGGCGACGAUGGAAGGAUUCACAGCGUUCGGCGAUCAACAACUUAGUAUUCACCACGUUCAAGAUCGACACUUGGUCAGCGCCUACAUGGACAGCGAUGAAUUAGACGAGUAUCAGACGAUCAUGACCAGCAUGGCCCAGGAAGUUUCAGACAACCUCCAGUGCAUGAGCGAUAACGAGUUAACAUGGACGGCGGAAGAAGCACAUUGGACGAUACCCGGACCGUUCAAGGAGAGCAGAACCUUCUACUUCGACCUGAACACCGGCAAUGCGAUAUUCGCCCAGAACGAUGACAUUCUGACUGAGGAAGACAUCGUCAAGUACUGGCCGCUCGUCGAGGCGGCAGACCGAUUGGAAUCGAGGUCGUUCAUAGACAAUUUAUGUUUCAAAGCCGUUCAUCACAACAACAUGGACAGUUCGAAUGUGAUCGACGCGGUGUGGGUGCGACGUUGGAAGAAGGACGGCAAUAUUAUGAUGGCAUGGACGGUGCACGUGGACGACAUUAUAGUAUUGGCGAAGCAGGCAUGGUUGUUAUGGGGUCUCAAUUCCAUGGAGAAGCGAUUCGGCAAGAUCAAGAGACACGAGCUUCCUUUCACGCACAUGGGUAUGAGCUAUGAAGUAUUGGGCGAGAGACACUUAUUCAUACAUCAACAUGUAUUCACGGAAGGACUGAAGAAUAUCGAAAUACCCUUCAAGCUCAAGGACAAGCUCGACCAUGAAUGUGACGCCAAGUUGACGCACGAUUUGAGAUCAGUACUUUGUUCACUGUUGUGGCUUUGCCAGACACGAGAGGACAUCUAUUGCGACGUGGUGCAGCUUCAGCAGAUCGUGAGGAAAAGCAAUAUCGGACACCUGAAGCAGGCCAACUUGAUCGUGGACCGCGCCAAGAGGAACAUGAAGAUGGCGGGAUUGCAUUUCGCACCAUUAUCUUACCCGGUCAGGCUAGUAUCAGUUGGAGACGCAGGUCACGGCAACACGAAGACGUCCUAUCCCCAAGAAGGAUCAGCGGUAUUUCUCAUGGAGGACCACAUGUAUCAAGUACGUAUCGACAAAAAGGACCUAGUGGACCCUAGUGACAACCAUCUCCUCGGAGGCUCAACCCAUCCUUUGAUGAUUUCUUCUGGAAAGUCCAAGCGUAUAUCUCAUUCCACGUGCAACGCAGAGACGAAUGCCGGCUACAAGGUGAACCAAGCGGCCCAGUUUAUUGCAUUACGGAUGAGCGAGAUUAUCAUGUGUUCAGAGACUCAACAUAAGGCCAAGGACAUGAUGGAGAUUUUCGAUCGCUCAUUGUAUCAAGUAAGAAUCGACCACUGCACGGACUGCAUGGACUUCUGGCAAUUAUGCUGUGGAGUGAAAGGCGUGCCUUCGGAUAAGUCAAGCAGGCUGGCAGUACUGAGCAUGCGCGAGGAGAGGCUCAGCGGACGCAUCCGCAACUUCAUCCACCUGCCCACCGAAGUGGUCAUAGUCGACGGACUCACCAAGACGGGCACGUUCAAGUUACUCAUGGAACAUCUGACGACGGGCCGAUGGUAUGUGAGGCCACCCAAGGGCAAGUAUAUCACGAUACGACGUAUCAUACAUCAACAGGACAGUUACUCAGAGCAGGACUUGCUAGACCUCAACGAGUAG
Messenger RNA from Prorocentrum cordatum, 8073 nucleotides. The record is from the annotation of a GenBank genome assembly. NCBI's taxonomy places the organism in Eukaryota, Dinophyceae, Prorocentrales, Prorocentraceae.